This is a messenger RNA of Pantherophis guttatus, 4032 nucleotides long. NCBI's taxonomy places the organism in Eukaryota, Metazoa, Chordata, Lepidosauria, Squamata, Colubridae. The record is from RefSeq and is a predicted model, not a curated record.
UGGAGUCGGGAAGCCUUUGCGUGCUUUUAAUUUCAGCUUCCAAUAAAUGCAGAUUAUUAAGAGCCCGGCAGGUUCUCCGUUUUAGGGCAACAGAUGCAUGAUUUGAGAUUAGGUUUAUAAUAGCAAGCCACUAAUGUUUUAGUUCUCGGUCCUCCCACGUGACCUGAAAGAAUAGCUGGCUGGAGAAUUCUGGGAGUUGAAGUCCACAAGUCUUAAAGCUGCCAAGUUUGAAGACCUCUGUUCUAAAUAAAGUAUCUGGAACCAGGUGAACGGGAGAGAAAAUACCUGGAGAUUUUAUGUGAACAAUUUCAAACUUUCUUAAUGGAAGAGGCUCCCAAACCAACAUUUCAGGAUGAACUGGAAUGGUGCAUCACUCAACUGGAGACUGGUCUUUUGCGUCUUAAUCCAACUCCAAAACAAGCCGAUGAGACACACCACAUCCUUCGAGUAUUGCGCUCCCGUAAAGCUCCCCUUGUGAAGAAGCGGCAAAUGAUGCACCGUGUCUUUGGAGAUUACCGUCUCAAAAUGGCUGAAGAAAACGAGAGAACAGCAAAAGCUGGUGUGACACCCAUGCAGGUAGAAAUUCAACAAGGAAACAGCCUGCCUUUGGGCAGUGUGGUGUACAGGAAGCAGCCAUCCGACAGUCCUUCUGCAGCUUCAACUUCAUUGCUUGCAUCGUCAGAUAAUAGCUUUCAGUUUAACUUUGUCCUGCCUGAAAGAACCACAGAAGAAACAGAUAGAAGCGCAGCAGAAGAAAAUGGGUUGGGUGACUUGAGAGAACAAUCUACUGGUAAUGGCCUCUCUAGGAUGCUGGACUUCUCCACUGGAACACAGCAGUCUGGCUUUGCUUUCAAUUUCACCAUCCCAGAUGCUUCCUCGCCUUCAGGUGAUGCCAUAGAUCCUGGCUCUGGAGCUUCAACAGAAGCAGCUCCAGAGAGAGGCAACUCAUCCAAAAAAGCUAUGGUGACCACAGAGAGAUCAGCCUCUUCACAAUCUGAUAGAACUGACGGGAAGGAUUGUGUAAGUAGACACGGUGAAGGACAUCCUGUACAAGAGGUGCCAAGAUUGGAAGCCACCCAAGAAGCUUCAACAGAGGUUGCAGAAGAGAAAUUGGUGGUGGCAGCUGGUGGACCAUCUAAGAGAAAAAAGAAAAAGAAAUCCCCACCGUCAAAAGUAGCACAGGUUGACAAAGGACGCGGAGACAACAAGCUUGGUGGUCAAGGAACAUCUGAACAAGCUGAGAUGUUACAGCCAGAUGAUCAAUUGAAGAGGGAGGUAGACUGGUGUGUGGAACAGCUGGAACUCGGCUUGAAGACUCAAAAAUCCUCCCCAAAACAGACGGAGGAAGCUCUCCGCGCCAUCAAGACGUUGCGCAGCAAAAAAGCAGUGUUGGCGAAGAAACGUCAAGUGAUGCGUCUGAUGUUCGGCGACUACCGAGCAAAAAUGGCAGAGGAAAGGCAGAAGCAGCUGAAGCUCUUGCAAGCAGCUUCAAAAGCAGCUCACAUCACAGAGGUGAACGAAGAGGCUCAGAAGAAGAGAAGCCAGGUAUUCAGAAAGUCUGCAGAAGGAACCAGAACCUGCAAGAACCUUCAAGAACCUUCUUGCUGUCAACCACCAGCUUGUCUCGGAUCAAGAGACCCUUCCUCUUUUAAAUUCAGACCAUCGCAAGAGGAAUUCUGCUUUAACUUUUUCUAAGCAAUCGUUUUGGGCCCCAGGAUACUGAGCUCCUUUGGGGGGGGGCAGGAGAAAAGCAGUAAUGAGAGGGUGGGACCCCGAAUGGCAAGCAUGGCCUCUGAAAAGGGGGAUAAUUGCACAAUUGGAAAAUUCUAAGUUGAUAAAGAAAGACUAACAAAAUAACGGGGUUACAAUCCUGGGUUUAUGAAUUCAGUGCUAAAUUCAAGCUGCAGGGGGGGAAAUACCUGAUUUGAUGCAUUUUUUUCUAUGCAAAUGCUUUCCUAAAUGGGACAAGUGAUUGAGAGCUAAGGAGAGUCGCCUGACUGUGAGAUGGGCGGCAAAUAAAUUUAAUAAAUAAGUAGAUAAGUGAACAAGAUAGUAGCAAACCUGCUUUCUCUUCACACACACCCUGCAAAGAGAUGGAAAAUCCGAUGAGAGGCAUGCAUGUGUGAAAAUUAUCAUGGCUUAUUGGAUACUCUGUUCUUUAAAUUCUUCAAAUUCUUUAGAGAAAAGCCCAAACGUAUGCCCGAAGGUGAUUGUCAGCUGACCACAAGCCGUAACCAAGUUUGAUCUCUCUGCCUUUAGGGAAAUACCUUGAUCUGCCAACUUUCUAUGCCAGGGGUCGGCAACCUUAAACACUCAAAGAGCGAUUUGGACCUGUCUUCCCACAGAAAUAGAUGGGGAAGAAAUGGAGGAAGUGACAGAUUUUAUUUUCCUGGGCUCCAAGAUCACCACAGAUGGGGACUACAGUCAAGAAAUUAAAAGACAUUUGCUCCUGGGGAGCAAAUCUAAAAAGACAGCAUUCUAAAAAGCAGACAUCACUUUGCCAACAAAAGUGCGUCUAGUCAAGGCGAUGGUUUUCCCAGCUGCAAUGUAUGGCUGUGAAAGUUGGACCAUAAGGAAGGCUGAGCACCAAAGAAUGGAGGCCUUUGAACUCUGGUGCUGGAGAAGACUCCUGUGAGUCCCUUGGAUUGCAAGACGAUCAAACCAGUCAGUCCUAGAGGAGAUCAACCCUGACUGCUCUUUAGAAGGCCAGAUCCUGAAGAGGAAACUCAAAUGCUUUGACCACCUAAUGAGAAGGAAGGACUCCCUGGAGAAGAGCCUAAUGCUGGGAACGAUGGAGGGCAAAAGUAGAAGGGGACGGCAGAGAACGAGGUGGCUGGAUGGAGUCACUGAAGCAGUUGGCGUGAGCUUAAAUGGACUCCAGGGGAUGGUAGAGGACAGGAAGGCCUGGAGGAAAGUUGUCCAUGGGGUCGCGAUGGGUCGGACACGACUUCGCAACUAACAACCCACAGAAAAUAAAACACUGGAAGCCACAAAACCCUUUUGACAUCUAAAAUGAAUAUAACAUUGCAUAUAUAUAUAUUUAACCUUUAUGCUAUGUAUAAAAAAAAUUACAGUGUGUUGCAUUUAUGAAAUGAAUGAACUGCUAUAGAGAGAACAAAUUUUUAUUUCUGCAUGCAACAAAAACAUUUUGAACUCCCCCCCCCAAAAAAAGAUGAGUCAAAAGCCUUCAUAAAUCGCGUGCCGGCGGAUGUCGCACAUUGGCGGUUGUGACGCAUAUUUUGAGCGACGGAGCCGCAGCAGAGGGAUGAAAGAGCCACACGUGGCUCCAGAGCCACGGGUUGCAGACCCCUUUUCUAUGCAGAGAAAUAGGUUCUCCUGCCAAAGAGACAAUUGGAUCUUCUCCACUCAUUCCUGUACAUUGAUGCUCAAAAGUGCAGCUGAUCUAACGUUUUUUUUUUUAAUUUGAUUUAUAUGCCGCCCUUCUCCGGAGACUCAGGGCGGCUUACAAUGCGCUAAGCAAUAGCCUUCAUUCUUUUGUAUAUUUAUACAAAGUUAGCUUAUUGACCCCACAAACUGGGUCCUCAAUUUACCUACCUUAGAAAGGAUGGAAGGCUGAGUCAACCUUGAGCCUGGUGAGAUUCGAACCUGCAAUAAUUGCAGGCAGCUGGUCUUAUUAACUGGUUAUUAACAGGGUGCUUUAGACCACUGUACUACCAAGGCUCUUUUUGUAUGCCAUUUAGGCACUUUCGUAAAAAUCUGGAUAUCAAGAAGGAUCGUCCAUUGUGAUCUAGCAUGCUUUGUGGGAGCAUUUGGAUCCUGGCCACUGCAUUUUAUCAUUUUGAAACAAUGGGGUUAUUUCUUGGGAUGCAGAAGAUCGCCAGAGGUUCCCACAGCCAAACGCUUAAGAUCAGGGAGGACAAUCUGUUUGCGCAAAACCGCCUCUGUGCGUGACUCAAACUUUUGGAGCCUUUGUUUGAUUUUCUCUCAGCCAGGGAGCGUAGAAAGCUCCUGAGCAGAUCAAGGUAUUGUUCCCAUUGGAUCAAAGUUCAAAUAAACAGAUCCAGACUGUGA